Striga hermonthica is the source of this 1003-nucleotide messenger RNA. The record is from the annotation of a GenBank genome assembly. NCBI's taxonomy places the organism in Eukaryota, Viridiplantae, Streptophyta, Magnoliopsida, Lamiales, Orobanchaceae.
GGCUGGGUGGGCCCUCUACAAUUUCCCAAAUCAGAGAGACCAUUAAGGCUCACCACCCUGUUUUUUUUUUAUUUCUGAAACAAAAAAAAAAAAAUGGUUUUGUCAAAUCUGUGGUUAGGAAAUUGAACUGUGAUGAUAGAAUAGCUAUUGUAGACCCAGUAGGUUUAAGUGGGGGUCUUCUUCUUUUUUGGGAUUCUAAUGUUAAUGUUAUUCAAGUCCAGAAAAAGCAUUUCUAUAUUGUUGUUGAAUUUUCUUUUGAUUUAGCUCCUCCUCAAUGGGGUAUCUUUGUUUACUUUAGUACUUACAAGCAUCACAGGGCUUCUCAGUGGGAGGAGAUGGCAAAUGACAAAGAUCUGUGGGGGGAUAAUUGGUUCACAAUGGGUGACUGGAAUGACAUAAGAACUGAAGAAGACAAGAUGAGAGGUAUCAAAAGGAGUAACAGAAGCCUUAUGGGUUUCAAUUCCUUUAUCAAUAGCAUGGAUAUGGAUGAGCUUCCAAUGACAGGCUAUCAAUUCACUUGGUGUAAUAUGAAGAGUGAAGAAGGCUUGGUUGAAAAAAAGUUGGACAGAGCUUUUGCCUCUUUCACUUGGAAUCAAAACUUUCCCAAUGCCACAGUUUCUAACAAGGUCAAAAGCUCUUCUGAUCAUUCCCUUUUACUUCUGGAUUUGGGUUACUCAAAGCAUAAGGGCAAUGCAAGAUUCCACUUUGAUAAGAGGUGGAUUGGUAGGGAGGGGUUCAAAGAAGUGGUGGAAGAAGCUUGGUCCCAACAUUCUGAGCGCACUCCAUUAUUUAAGCUUAAAGAGAAAGUUAAGAGGACCAAAGCAGCCCUACUAAUCUGGAGUUCUCAAAUCAAAUCUAAAAACCAGCACAACAUUGAUAUCCUCACCAAGAAACUGGAAGUUUUGAGAGAAGAAAAGUCAGAUAACUACUGGGUCCAAUGGAAUGAGACUAGGAAUGACCUUAAUGCAGCACACAGGCAGGAGGAACUCUAUUGGCAACAAAA